ACUACAAAAGUGAAAUGAUUUAAAAAAUUCUACUGUUUAAAUUAUUAGUGAAAAACCGACAUUGUGAUGAAAAUGAAGAAAAGAAUAUUCGGAGCUAUCAUAUUUUUGUUGCUAGGCGUUGUCAAUUGUGGUGAUGUUGAAAACAUCGAUGUAAGUCAAACAAGUGUUUUGCCAACUAUCAAGAAGUAUCCAUCCUUCCUAGAUGUCUUGAAAGAAGAUUUGUUAAUCCAAGAAUGGGAUGAUAACGAGAAAUCUUGUCACGAUCAGAUUUUAAAAAUUCUAACAAACGUCCAGAAUUCAACGCUAUGGGCUACUUGGAUAUGGGACAGUGUUCAGUUACCUUCUGGUCAGUUCUACGGCGCUCACAAUCACUUCGGCAACUUCGAUCAGUGCUUGCGCAGGUUGUGGAAUGACGAUCCAAUGCCUACGCAGUAUUGUCUCGUCGACCUCAAACUAGCUGAAGCUGAUAAAUUAAUGAGCGAAAUAAACCCAUAUGAUAAAUCAGAGGGUUACUUUCACUUCAGAAAUGAAUACAGUUCAACAUUUAACAUCAUGUCAUGGGGGAUAUGUAUGCCAGCGGUGUGCCAAACUGAAUCCAUACAUAAGUUCGUACGUACUUUAUAUCGGUACAGCCACAUCAGUACAAUUAAUCCCCACCCUGAUAUCAAGUCUCUACACUGUCAGUUUACACGGACACCACAAGGGAAUACUACCGGAUUGUAUUCUUUGCUAUUGUCUGCGGUGCUUUUGAUCGUAAUCGCGUCGACCUGUACGUUUAUAACAAUGAAGAAUAAAGACUCUAAAACAAAUCGCAUCGUUAUGAAGAUAGUUAGCGCUUUCGACCUUAGAAAAAACGCAAGCGAUCUUAUGUCAGUGAGCAAAGAUGAGAUCAAAGUGAUGCACGGCGUCAGAUUCCUCACUGCGUUUAUGGUGGUGACCCUUCACGUCAUGUUUAUAAACAUCAUGGCUACAGCUGGCAAUGGAUUGGAUAUGAUGGACGACUUCAAGCGGUAUGCUGGGUUCUUGUCACACGCGAGUGUUGUGGUAGACACGUACUUCAUGAUGUCAGGCCUGCUGCUGAUGAAGAGCUUCAAGCCUGAGACUGGCAGAUUGAUCAGUCCUAUCAAACUUAUAAUAAAACGUUACUUCAGGUUAAUUUGGGUAUUUAUAGUAAUGAUCCUUGUUGUUGUAACUGCAACACCCUACCUGUAUGGAGGUCCGCUUUGGUCUAAAUAUGCUCAAGUCGAACAGGAGGCGUGCGAGAAGAACUGGUGGUUAGGUCUUCUCAUGGUGGGAAAUUACAUCGACCCGGAACAUAUUUGCAUGCAAAUAACAUGGUACAUACCAGCGGACUACCACAUGGCAGUAGCCUGCACGUUGAUGUACUGGUUAUACCAGAAGAACAAACGCAGCGGUCUCUGUCUGUUCGGCCUGGUCACCAUCGCCUCCCUGUUGUUACCCGGAGUGUACACUUACUACCAUAAACUGAAUGCUAUUACUAUAUUUGAUGUUGAGACUAUUACAAACAGUCGUAAAGACAUAAGCGGUUUUCCAAUAUACGGCUUAAGUCACUUCCGUGCAGCACCGUACUUUGUGGGACUGAUUGCUGGAUAUAUUCUGUCAGUUUACAAACCGUCUAAUUACAGGAACGUUAUAUCAAUAAAAUAUUCAAUAAUCAGCUUCAUAACAAUAAUGGCGCUAUGUCUAGGAGUGCUAGUGAUGGGUCCAGCAUACAAAUUUAGAGAAUAUAACGCGUUAGAGUCAGCUGUGUUCGCAGCCACUAACAGAUCCGUCUGGGCAGCUCUUAAUGCUGCUUUUAUAUUACUUUGUGAAUAUGGAACAUUGCCUCUCAUCCCCGACUUUCUAGGCUGCAGCGUAUUCACGCCCUUAAGUAAACUUUCCUUCGGAAUCUACAUGUGCCACUUCAUUUUCGUCAUGAGAUUAACUCUCGCACUGCGUUCUCAAGCCUGGCACGACUUCUAUAAAAUUUUUCAAGAUUCAUGUGGUAUCGUGGUAGUUUCUAGUAUAGCCAGUUUGUACAUGACCUUAUUUAUAGAAUCACCUCUAAACAAUUUGGUCGGACUUGUAAUAAAGACCAAACCGACUACUUCGAAAAAUGUAGAAAAAUGUGAUACUAAAAUUGUUAAAGGUGAUUCGUUCAAAGACAAUGCUGCAGUUGUCGCAAUAAAUGAUGAAUCUCCAAAAGAUAAUAGAAAUGUAAAAGCAAAUGGCAUUGAUAAUAAUUCUUAUACAAAAGAAGCUAAUGAAGAAAAUAAGAAAAAAGAUGUAUGGAGACAAGAUUUAUAAAUAAUAAAAAUGACAAAAUUUAAAUUAGCUACCGUUUUAAAUUAUUACAGUUCACUGAUCUCUAUAGAUGGAAAGAUAUGCUCCGACUUAAACACGUCUGUCAAUGUUCCUGACAGUUAAUUCUAUCUCUAUUGUUAAUUAGAAUCCCUACCAUCGCUACCAAUAGUAACCAUCAGCGCCAAAAUAGUGACAAAUAAAUAUGCACAAAAUUAUUGCAGCUUGUAGCCUUCCUAUGUAUAGAGAUCUGUGUUACAGUUAAAUGAAUAUAAAUUACAUAAAUUAGGACAUUUAAAAAACAAUACAUGAACAGAGUACAAAUUUAAUCAAUAAUAACUCUAGAACUAACAAGUAGGAUUUCAGUCAUGGACUCGUUUGCCUCUCUCCUAUUAAUUUUGUUUCCUCUAUCUAGUAGUCUCCUCUAGUAGGUUUCCUUUGACAAAACACGCUGCCACUUGUAAGGGUAACCGUGGCUGCGGAAUGUCCAGCCCCUUGUCAAUUUACAGUCAUUUUGAUUUUUCUUUUUGACAUUAUAUUUUUGUACUUUU
Papilio machaon (common yellow swallowtail) is the source of this 2852-nucleotide messenger RNA. RefSeq names its product nose resistant to fluoxetine protein 6-like. Lineage: Eukaryota; Metazoa; Arthropoda; Insecta; Lepidoptera; Papilionidae. The coding region runs from base 67 to 2307 and encodes 746 amino acids. The record is from RefSeq and is a predicted model, not a curated record. Gene Ontology annotation, molecular function: acyltransferase activity, transferring groups other than amino-acyl groups. The transcript is spliced from 14 exons.